AUGGCGACCGGCAAAAGACCCAACUUUCUGGUAAUUGUUGCCGAUGACCUGGGAUUCAGCGAUCUCUCGGCGUAUGGAUCUGAGAUCGACACACCAAACCUGAACAGGUUGGCUGAGGAGGGAAUCCGAAUGUCCGAUUUCCACACCGCAGCCUCCUGUUCGCCAACACGAGCGAUGCUUCUCUCUGGAACCGAUGCCCAUAUCGCUGGGCUUGGGGGCAUGGCGGAGCGAAUGGAUCGCUUCCCGGAUAUUUUCAAAGGAAGAGAAGGCUACGAAGGUUAUUUGAAUUUCCGAGUAGCUGCUCUACCGGAAAUUUUACAAGACAAUGACUAUUUCACAGUCAUGUCUGGCAAGUGGCACCUGGGGUUGGAAAAAGAACUGAGUCCCUCUGCUCGAGGGUUCACCAAAGUCCUCAGUACGUUGCCUGGCGCUGGGAAUCACUACAACCACGAACCGCAAUUGUAUGGAGAGAAAGAGAAGCCUCGAGCGAUUUUGAAAGAGAAUGGGCUCUGGAUGGAGCAUGAUCGGUUUAUUGAUGGCAAAACCGAUCUCCCUGAAGACUUUUACUCAUCCAAUACUUUCACGGACUACAUGCUGAAGUACCUGGAUGAGCGGAACGAAGAAGAAAAAGAACAGCCCUUCUUCGCCUAUUUACCUUUUACAGCACCUCACUGGCCAUUGCAAGCGCCCCCAGAUACUGUACGAAAAUAUCACGGUAGAUAUGACGAUGGACCCUUGGCACUCCGAGACCGCAGACUGCAAGGCCUCAUAGACAAAGGAAUUGUACUGGCCGAUGUUGAGCCCGCGCCCCUCCACACCCUCGAUACAACCCCUUGGGCCGACCUACCAGAAAAUGAACAGCGCAAGUCCAGUCGGGCGAUGGAGAUUUUUGCUGCGAUGGUCGACCUAAUCGACGUCAAUGUCGGUCGUGUCCACGAAUACCUCGAGUCUACAGGCGAAUGGGAGAAUACCUUUGUUGUCUUCAUGUCGGACAAUGGCGCCGAGGGUCAGCUUCUCGAAGCCAUUCCCAUCCUUGCAGGGGCGACGCUUGAGGAUCUUCUGAUGAAAUACUACGACAAUUCCCUCGAGAACCUGGGAAAUCACAACUCUUUCGUCUGGUAUGGUCCACAAUGGGCCUCGGCCGCAACGGCGCCAAAUCGUGGAGCUAAAUCCUAUACUACGGAAGGAGGGAUUCGCUGUCCUUGUAUUGUUAGAUACCCAACCGGCACCAAGAUGCAGCCUGGAAGUGUAUCACAUACAUUCACCACCGUGAUGGAUGUGCUUCCAACGGUUCUGGACCUGGCCGGCAUCUCACACCCGGGCAGCCAGUUUCGAGGCCGCGAAGUGGCCCCCGUGCGAGGGAAGUCAUGGCGAGCUCUGCUAGAAGCAUCUUGUGAUCAGAAUGUUACUUUAUACGAUUCCGAAAAUGAUAUUGUGGGGUGGGAGCAGUUUGGAAUUGCCGCAGUUCGGGUGGGAAAAUGGAAGGCGUUGUAUCUCCCGCCACCACGCGGAGUUGGUAGAUGGGAAUUAUAUGAUCUGUCCACUGAUCAAGGUGAAGUUCAUGAUCUGGCAGACAGUGACAAGGACAAGCUCAUGGAGAUGAUCGCGCAUUAUGAGACGUAUUUCCAAGAAUCGGGGCUAUUUGAUACGUAUACGAUGGUGCAAGAAUCGCUUAAGAGGCAGGGAGCGAAGCGAUGGUGGUAG
This is a messenger RNA of Penicillium waksmanii, 1704 nucleotides long. RefSeq names its product arylsulfatase. NCBI's taxonomy places the organism in Eukaryota, Fungi, Ascomycota, Eurotiomycetes, Eurotiales, Aspergillaceae. Gene Ontology annotation, molecular function: arylsulfatase activity. The transcript has a single exon. Bases 1 to 1704 code for a protein of 567 amino acids. The record is from RefSeq and is a predicted model, not a curated record.